AUGAAAGAGAAAGGAUUCAAUCAAGACUACAACAAAUUAGAAAAUUAUUAUUUUGAACGCCUCACAGAAGUUAUUCAGAAUAUUACUUCAAUGUCACAAAGCAUGACACCUGUGGUGCGGCAGAAUGUAUUUGAGAAUGGAUUCCGAAGCAAUGAAAAUGCUGUCAUCAUACAAGUUCACAAUAAUUCCGACUGGGAAGCUGUCACCAAGUCAAACACAUCAUCUGGAUACAGAGUGAUCAAUUCAGCGUGUUGGUCGAAAGUUGUUAGGAAUUUCGAUGAUGCAUGGAAGACGCUAAACGAUUGUGAUCCUGCUGCAUUUGGAGGUAGUGAAGAAGAAGCUCAAUUGGUUAUUGGUGGUGAAGUCAUCAUGUGGGGAGCAUAUGCGGAUGACACAAAUCUCUUUCUACGAUCAUGGUAAACAAUUAACUAUACAUAUGUAUUCAAUGUGCCAGACGGGUGUUUUCAUCUCUAAUGUGCAUCAAUCAUUCAAGAUUGAAUGAACAUUGAAUUUUCUAUUAAUUUGGCGUCAGAACUCAACAUAAUUGGUUCAUGAAAUGUCAAAUUCCUUUAGAUUG
Messenger RNA from Trichobilharzia regenti, 577 nucleotides. The record is from the annotation of a GenBank genome assembly. NCBI's taxonomy places the organism in Eukaryota, Metazoa, Platyhelminthes, Trematoda, Strigeidida, Schistosomatidae.